Volvox carteri f. nagariensis is the source of this 789-nucleotide messenger RNA. RefSeq lists its product as uncharacterized. Gene Ontology annotation, molecular function: aspartate kinase activity; NADP binding; homoserine dehydrogenase activity. Gene Ontology annotation, biological process: L-homoserine biosynthetic process; aspartate family amino acid biosynthetic process. The transcript is spliced from 6 exons. The record is from RefSeq and is a predicted model, not a curated record. The annotation marks the transcript as partial. Lineage: Eukaryota; Viridiplantae; Chlorophyta; Chlorophyceae; Chlamydomonadales; Volvocaceae.
GUACUUAUCGACUGUACGGCUUCUAAUGUCGUAUCGGCCGCUUAUUUGGACUUUAUGCGGGCGGGGCUGCACAUCGUCACUCCCAAUAAGAAGUGCGGGGCGGGUGAGAAACUGUUCAACGCCAAUUAUGAUGAAAUUGUACGACAUGUGUACGGUAUGCAGGCGACUGUGGGCGCGGGCCUGCCCAUCAUCUCCACGCUGCAAGGGUUGUUGGAAACCGGCGACCGGGUUAUUCGAAUUGAGGGUAUUUUGUCGGGAACGCUGUCGUACAUCUUUAACACGUACAAGCCCGGAAUGAAGUUCAGCGAUGUGGUGUACGACGCCAAAACCCGGGGUUACACGGAGCCCGACCCACGGGACGAUCUGUCUGGUCUGGAUGUCGCUCGCAAGGUGGUUAUUCUGGCUCGCGAGUGCGGAUGUGAAGUGGAGCUGGGGGACUUGGAAGUGGAGAGUUUGGUUCCGGAGCCGCUCCGGGGGCCGACAGUACGGGUGGAGGAGUAUUUGAAGCAGCUGCCACUGUACGACGACGCGAUGGCAUCUCGGUCUUCGGAGGCUGCUGCCAGUGGUGGUGUGAUCCGUUAUGUGGGUUGUGUGGAUGUGGAGACUGGCAGCGCGGGAGUGACGUUGAAAACCUACUCCGCCUCUCAUCCCUUUGCCCAGCUAUCCGGUUCCGAUAACCUGGUAGUGUUUACGACGGAGAGGUACCUGGAGCGACCUCUCAUCGUGCGGGGACCAGGAGCGGGGCCGGAGGUCACGGCGGGGGGGGUCUUCGUGGACCUGCUGCAGGUA